UCAGCAACAUCUUCUGGAAAGCUUUUUCUCAAUUUUUUAUUUUUCCAUCAAUUUUGGAAGUUUGCUGUCCAUGAUAGUGACUCCCGUAUUGAGAGGUGAGAUCUUGAAGAUUGGAAAAUAGAAAAAUGUUAGAAAGAUCUUGCCAAGAGCAAUCUUGUAAGAUCUUGUAAUUUAGGUAGUCUAGCAUGUAACAUAGUUUAAUGUAUAAUAAUUAUCUUUUUUUCAGGUGAUGUUUCAUGUUUUGGUAAUGACUGUUACAGUUUGGCAUUUGGUGUUCCUGCUGCAUUGAUGAUUAUUGCUAUAAGUAAGAUGGUGUUAUUGAUAUCUCCCUGUUUGUCCCCUGAAGGAGAUUUGGGUCACCUCAACACAUAUCUCUACUUAAUUCUGUCAUCAACUUUAUCAGAUCAUUUUACCAUUGUUUCUAAAGUGUACAAUCCAUCCAUCACUUUCUCUAUAUUCCUGGUUCCCUCUGCUCUCUUUUCUAUCUUCUCUUUGCAUGACUAUUCUAUCUCUUCCUAUCUCAUAUAUUUUCUCCUACACCAAUUUAAAUUCUUUGCUUGCAUCUUUGUUUCUCAUUCUCUCUUGUCUUGUGACUCUUAAUAAUGAAUAAAUAUGUCAUAUUCUGUGCUGAAUAUCAUAUCCCGGGCUGUCGAUCACCAAAUUGUGACAAUGAUGAUUAACAUUGUAUAAUAAUUAAAUUUCAGUCGUGUUUGUUGCUGGUACUCCACGGUAUAAGAAAAAUCCUCCUUCUGGAAAUGUAGUUGUGGAUGUUGUGAAAUGUAUUUUCGUAAGUCAAUCUGAUAUAUAUUGCCUUAGGUACAUGUGGCAUAACAAUAGUGUCAGAAUGUUCCACUCUGAUCAGGCCUCGAAUUUCCCUGAAAUCAGUCGACGGCAGUGGUGUUAAAAAUUGCCGUAGAACAUAACAGCUGUCUACGGCAAUUUUGGCAGUUUCCACAGCAUUUUUUCAAAUUACUGUAAUAAAAAUUUAAUUUUAUUGUUACUUUGGAUUGUUGACAAGCUAGAAACAUGCUUACAUAUAACUUUUUUUUCGAAGAAAACUGAGACUAAAAUAGUAAUUUCCGUAUGAUUUGAUCAACAUCUGAAUUCAAGUAUCAAAAUAGUAAUGCACAGUGAAUAGUAUAAAAAUUACACUAUACAGCAAAAAAUUGCCAUUGUUGCUGCAAUGAUCCACAGCAUUUUGUUCUCCCUCUACGGCAAUUGCUGCAAUAAAAUUCAGGCCCUGACUCUGAUUGUUCAUUCAUUGUUUUGACAUAUAUUGUUAUUUGGUUCUAGCCGAGCUCUUAUUUUUUCAAUAACUUCUGUAAUAGAAAUGAUUGCAACAGUAGUGGUGUGUUUUGUAGAGGAGAGAAACAUGGCUUAAAUCAGAGUUCUACAUUUAAUGUUUUUAAUUUCUCUUCGAACAGCACGCGGCACGAAGAAGAUGCAGUUCUGUUGGUCGUCGUGUCGGUAAACAACACUGGUUGGACUGGGCCGAGGACAUAUAUGACGUGAGUAUUUUUGCUACUACAGUCGAGGCUAUUUCUCAAAGUAUUCCUCCCCCACCAGAAAAAUUAGCCCUUCCAAACCUUAGCUAUGAUCUGUGAUCGAACAUGGGUGGUAUAGUGGCAGCCACAGUGCCCUUGUAAAGGUCAAUUUACACUACACAACUUUUGCCUAAAUCUGCAGUGCUUACAAUUUGAGUUGUACUGUGUAAAUCAAGUACACAAUUCGCCUAUGUUGUCAUAAGUGAGAAGAAAACACCUACUGUACUGUAUGAUCAAGACAAGAUUUCUAAAGAAAUAUAUCCUAAUUUAUAAACAUUACAAGCCGUUGACAAUUUUGCGUUGAAUUUUACCUUUCCCCAAGGGUAAAGCUUAUCAGUUUUUGACCCCAAGACUAAAAAUUAUUUUCUAGAGAAAAAUGAUAUCCGACGUAAAGGCUUUGCUUCGAGUAUUGUUCAUGUUUCUGCCACUGCCGUUAUUCUGGACUCUGUUUGACCAGCAGGUUAGUGCAUAGAUAGAUUUUCUGGGUCACCCCCUCGGAAAGUUUUCCCACCCCGCCUAGAGAAAUUUAAAAAUUUAAAAAUCCAACCCCAAAAAUCUCUGGUUAUAAUUCUUUGGUUAUAAUUCGUACAGGAAUCUGUAUUAUUAUUCCUCAAUAAAAAUCUUACAAUAAUUGUAAUUUUAAGUUCUUUGUAUGUUUGCAUGGUGAUAAAAUAUAAUAGUUUUGUUUGUGGGAAAAAAAGAAAAAAAAAUUAAUAUUAAUUAUUAUUAAUUAUUAAUAGUAAUAAAUUUACGUGGUGUUUCCACAAACAAAACAAUUAUAAUUGUAAUUUUGUUUUAACUUGCCUUAUAAAAAUGUGUUUUGUUUUUAGGGCUCAAGAUGGACGCUACAAGCGGAACAGUUAGAUGGUCAUAUUGUAAGUGGACAUAGUUAUAGAUCUCAUAUUAACAACAUACAUGCAACAACAUUUCCUUAAUAAAUUAUAAUGCUAUGUAAUUUUUUUAGGGUGAAUUGUUAACUGUGAAACCAGAUCAAAUGCAGGUAUGUGAAGAAUUACAAACUGGAGAGAAUGGGCUACAAUAUUUCAUUUAAAUAAUGUACUGACCUCCCUAUUGAGGACAAGUGUUUUACCACAGACUGUAUAUACCACUGAAAAAUAAGAAUUCCUGUGGUACUGUAAAUAAGACGCUCUGAACAAUUCUAUUAAUUAAUCAGCAUUUGUACCAUGAAGAAAUUCACUGAAAAUGCCCAACUCUUGGAUAAUUAUUGCACAGUGAAAUUUACUUACUCCUGAGGAAUUCCAGGGCUAAAAUUACCUCACCCUGAAAAAUUCCAUGUCCCUGGAUGGGAGGUGUACUGUGUACGGAUAUUUGUAAGACUCUUCGUCUGAGUGUGAAGAAUUGUUUAAAAUCAGAAACUAUUGCAUGUUACCAAUACCACAUCACUUUCCAUACGAUCUAAAUGUUUUAUUGCUUUUUAAAUAUUUCUAGGCACUUAAUCCAAUUUUCAUUCUGGUUCUCAUUCCAAUCUUUGAGAGAAUAAUUUAUCCUAUUUUGAGAAAAUGUGGCUUUGCUUUGAGGUACAGUAAGUGUUACUGUGAAAAGAUUGUCCUACAGUACAUGUUUGCAUAUGAAUCAUUUGUUAAUGUUUGACUAUCAACAAACUCUAUAUUCACCUCAAUUCGUGUUUUUUUCUAGACCUUUGCAAAGAAUGUGUAUUGGGAUGUUUUUGGCAAGUGUUUCGUUUUUAUUGGCAGCUGUUCUUCAACUGGAAAUUCAGGUAUGAAAAUUGCAGUAUUAAAAAUUUGGAACAUGAGUUACUAAUUUACAGUAAAGGCUCAGGUUUACACUAUCAAAGUUUCAUUGGUAAAUUCUAACUUCAUUUCAUUUUGCAUUGGUAAAUUCUAAGUUUUGAAGGAUUUGUAAGAAAUGUUUGAGGAAACUAACUUAGUGUUAAGCACUGAGCAAGUUCUCUCAAACAUUUCUUACAAAUCCUUCAAAACUUAGAAUUUACUGUACCUAUAGUAUACUGUAUGCAAAAUUCCUACAGUACGAUCACAGAAACUUUGAUAGUUUAAACCAACCUGUAGAGAAAUAUACAUGUACUGUUUAUUAUUUACGAAACAUGUUACUCAAUUUUCUUUCCCAGGCCACGACAAUCAGAGUUCUUCCUGCGCCAAGUGGACAGUCAAAUUUAAGACUUAUUAAUGCGGCUCGUUGUUCCCUGAAUGUCACAUUCCCACAAUAUCCUUCAUUACUCCUGAAAAUCCAACAAAGAUCGGUAAGUUAUCAUUGGGGAAUCGAUCAGAACUGAGCUAAUUUAAUUUUUUGUACUGGUAGCCUCACUGAGUUUUACAUAUUGUGUUGUUUUGUGCAGCUCAUUGGCUACUUUUAUCAGUUCUAAACUGUUAUCACAAACAGUGUUGAGUUAUCCUAAUUCCAAAACAGUGUUAACAAAACAGUAGGGUGUUUUUAGAAUAUAAGAUUCAACACUUAGAACAGUUUAAAAAUGAUACAAAACUACUCUUUAUUAACAAUUUAUGGUAAUUUUAUUCAGUAUACUAUUUUGAAUUUUUGAUAUUUAUUUUCCCCAGGCUACUCAAUACCUUGUCCUUCCAUCCUAUGUGAAGGAUGUUCGUGUGAGAGCAGACAAAUGUCCUCAGUCUCCGACACUGGCAUACUUCAAGAAAGAAGAGGUCUUCGAAUUAUCUCUCGCAUCCAAGAAGGCUUAUGAAUUUGUCAUUUCCAAUUACGAGGGAAAGUUCUCUGGCAAACAGUUUAAAUUGAAGUUCUUCAAUAAGAUAAAGAGUGGAAAAUCACGUGUGAGGUAUAUAUAUGUUUGAAUCUUAAGACAAUGUUUAAUACAACAAACUCACUGAGUGGGGCCAUUUGUUCAAUGCUGGUUAAAAUAAAUUUUAACUGGUUAAAAUUUAACCUUACAACAAGUCAAUGACAACAAAACAACAACAACUAUGACAACAAAACAACAACAACAUCAACAACAACUAUGACAACAAAACAACAACAACAACAACAACAACAACAACAACAACAACAACAACAACAACAACAACAUCAACAACAACUAUGACAACAAAACAACAACAACAACAACAACAAAUAACAAUACCAACAACAAAAUAUCAUAAAACAACUAUCAUGUAAAAUUAUUGAGCCAUCUUUUUCAUAGAUAUCUUAUAUAGACUAGAUAGCGCAUCUCUUUUAGUAAAAUUGAAGCCAAGAAUAUUCCAGCGGUUACCCCCAUUCGAAUUGAUGGCGGCCAUGUUGGAGUUUCCCACUCGCUAAUAAAUGCUUAAAAAACAACAAUAACUUUCAUCAUUUGAAUAGUUUGAAAAUGUAUUUGGAAUAGGUUUAACUUAAUGUUUAAGUUCCCUGUUUAAGAAAUAGAAACCAUACGAGUCUUCUCAUUUCAUGGGAAUAUCCUGAGUCUGCAAUCACGGCUUCAAUUUUUGAAUUGCAGAAUAAUUAGAUGCACUAUCUAGUGUAUAUAAGAUAUCUAUGGUCUUUUUACAGUAAUACAUCUUCCAGAAAGUAUGUCACUAUAUGUUGCUAUAGUCAGAGACAUCACGAAAAGCUCUCAAUAGCCAAAGUGAGAUACCUGUACUUUCCAGAAGCAUGUAUUUUCACUAUUUUGUUUGUAAAAUUGGUUGUCUUUCUAUUUAGAUUUAUUCACGCUGGAGCCGCAGUCGUUCCAAAGAUUUCUAUCAAAUUGAAUAGUAGUUUUACUAUUUAUAAUUUAACAAGAUUGAAUGCCACGCAGUAUCUCAGAUUAAAGUCGAGGAGGUUUGUAUGUUUUGACAACAACAUUUCAUCAUUUUACAAAAUAUACAGCUGUUUACAUUGUUAAUUUCUUUCUAAACUCAUAGAAAUAUAGAUAUUAGAUAGCUAUAAUGUUUCUUUCUUGUAUUUUUAGUUAUGACGUGGAAAUUUUAGAUGGUGACAACAAAGUUAAACUUAAGGUUAGCACUAUAUUAUGUACAGUAUUUGUAGUAUAAUAACAUUGUAAUUUGUUCUUUACAAUUUCGAAAACUUGUCUUUCACAACAUGUGAUUACACUUGAAAAUUUGAUACAUUUCUCCACGUUCGAAAUUCUAUAGAAACAUAUUCAACUUCCAAAAUUUUGGACGCUUCAAAUAGUCUGGAUAUUUUGAAAUGUUUCAUAAAAAGCAUAGAAAUUUUCCAAGAAAAGCUAAAGUUAGAAAACCAAAGUAUGGAAAUUGUUUUAUAAUUGUUGUUUAAUCAUAUUUUCUAGGAAAAACUGGAAUUCCAGAACAGUGGGAUGUAUACAGUAAUUGUGCAAGGGAAUCCUAACACGCCUGAUAACCCCGAGGUACUGUAGAACUAAGAUUUUUUAUUUGAUAGUGGGUCAUUCUAGAGAACAUCCGUACAAUACUGUACCUCCUCAUGGAGGAAAUUAGGAGUUAACCCCCUACCCCUUUGAAUGCCUCAGUUAUCAGAACAAUUUUCUCUCCACCCAACUCCCCCUCUCCAGCCCGAACGACACAAAUUUCCUCCUUUGGGACAGAGUGGUUCUUUUCUGGAAUGGCCCAUUUUGCAAAAUGGUGUGACCCCACCAGUGCCAAAAAAAUACUUGAAUUUGUUAAAAUUGUUUAUAUUUCCAAAAUUAAUUAAUUUUGACAUUUUCUUACAGCUUGUGUUCGAAAGAUAUGUCGAAGUUAGUCCAAAGACUGUUCCAAUGUUUUGGCAAAUUCCACAGUAUCUCGCCAUCACAUCAGCUGAAGUGAUGUUUUCAAUAACCGGCCUCGAGUUUGCUUAUUCACAGGUAACAAACUUCAUUUUUCCUUCAAACUAGUACACUUUGUAAGUAAUUAGUACACCAAACAUUUGGUACGUGGCUAACAAUGUUUUCACCAAAACAUUUGUUUUCAAGUGAUAAAAUUACAUUUUUAACUUUUCAAAAAAGUUCCCCAAUUGUAAAGUUGGUAUGAACAAUAAUAUUAUGCUUAAUAAUAAAAAAACUUAAUAUUAUGAAAAAUAACAAUGACUUAAUAUUAUUCAAAGAACUUAAUAUUAUGCUUGCUUGUGAUAUUACUCUGAGUCUGUAUCCACACCGGGCAGAUUUGAAAAAUAUGCAUGGCCACGGUGGGAAUCAAACCUACGACUUUUAGAAUAUUGGAUACACACUCAGAAUGUGGAUACACACUCAGAGUAACACCACAAGCAUCUUAUUCACCUGAGUACACUACACCAGCACAACAAAUAUCAAUAUUAUGCUUGUUAUAUUUCAGUCUCCUGCAAGUAUGAAGUCGUGUAUUAUGGCAGCAUGGCUAUUAACUGUUUCUGUUGGCAAUCUGAUCGUAGUGAUUUUUGCUGAAGCUCGUUUCUUUUAUAGCAUGGUAAGAGAAAUUAAUUGCUGAUACAUUGACAACUUAUCUGCAUCACAUUACUCAUGAAGGUUACUUGUGUGAUGUAACACUUAGUUCUCAUUAUUUUUAUUCAGGCCAAUGAAUUUUUCUUUUUUGCUGGCCUCUUGGUGGUCGUUGUCGUCAUAUUCGCCGUGAUGGCUCAAUUUUAUACCUACGUUUCUGACGAAAACAAGGCGGACAGUUCGAGUAAUGAGGAUGACGAUAAAUUUUUACUGGAGGAGGGAGAAGAUGAAAUUAGUAACUAGGUAAUAUACUGUAUAAUAUAAACAGUAAAUCUGUAUGGCUUUUCAAAUAUUGAACCGAACCAAAUGCCUAUCAACUACUUAUUCAAGAUACAGUAUAGUAGCUGUCUUAGCUGAGAAAAUUCAAUGAAAAGGUUAUGCUAUUACCAACAACUGGAUUGGGGCAUUAUUUUAAUUUUUCAAAAAUUUCCUGUGAUUGCCCCCUUCGCAUUUGACCAAAAAAUUUCAAAACAUGUUUUUACCAGCCGAAACUAACUGUUUUGAUUGUUUUUUGUUUCCUGUGGUCAACCACAAUGCAAUGCCCGCUUCCGUUUACGUUUUUUGUUACAUUUAUCACAAUUGUUGCCUGGCCCACAACGU
Messenger RNA from Paramuricea clavata, 7512 nucleotides. NCBI's taxonomy places the organism in Eukaryota, Metazoa, Cnidaria, Anthozoa, Malacalcyonacea, Plexauridae. The record is from the annotation of a GenBank genome assembly.